Molecule: messenger RNA, 2611 nt
Organism: Cajanus cajan (pigeon pea)
Lineage: Eukaryota; Viridiplantae; Streptophyta; Magnoliopsida; Fabales; Fabaceae
Source: RefSeq, a predicted model, not a curated record
GCUCAGGCCCAGGACCAAUGAUCAUGGUGAAUUCUUCCAUUCGCAGCUCCUUCUUCUCAUGUUUCUUAUGAAGGAAACUAACCUAAGCAACAAGUAUCCUCACUGAUUCGUAACAGAGGUUCAAUUUUCCUCGCUCCGAUGGCGAGUGCGCGUUACUCUCCGUUCUCUCUCCUCACGCCUCACGCUAACGGACCAACCCCUCCUCGCAUUCCACUUUCUUCAAAACGGCACAGGAAAAACCAUUUGCGGCCCAAAAUUCUGAAAACCCUAACUAAACCCUAUCCACCCACUCUUCCUCUUCUACCGUCACCGCCACAACAGCCUGUAAUCUCCCCUCAGGAAAACAACAACCUCUACGUCGAGAUUGCCGCCGGCGAGACACUUGCCGGAGACAUUGUGGAUAAUUUGGGAGAGGUACAAGUCUCCGAGGCCACCACAAUCGCGGAUAAUUUUGAAGAGUUACAAGUCUCCGACGCCACCGCGAAGGAAAAUGGUGUGUUUGAGAAUGUUUCCGCGGUAGAUAUAUUCAAAUACGGUGGUAUGUAUUUUCUUGGGUUUUUUGUGUUGCAGACGGUUUACACUGUUUGGGUCGCGGGAAAUUACAAUUCCACCCAGAAAGAUGGGGAUUUGGAGGUCGAUGGAAGGGACAACGAGAAUGGGAAAACUGUGUCAUUGCCGGUUAAUGGUGCUAGCAAUGUUUUUGGUGUGGAGGACCAACUUGACAUGGAGAAGAAAAUUGAAGAAAUUAGGUUAAUGGCGAGGGAAGCACGGAGAAUUGAGUUGGAGAAGAAAGGGAAAGAGGAAGAGGAUGAGGAUUUUGAAAUGGAUGAUGAAGGUGCCCUUUCUGGUAAUAAUAGACUUGGUAUUGAGAAGGAGAUUGGUGAGCGCUUGUUAAAGCUGCAGAAUAGGAUAAAUGGUAGUACUAAGGAUAUUUCAGCAGCGUUACAGCAGAUUAAUACUCGUCGGAAUCCUGCUGCUGGAGUGGAUAGGGGUGUUAUUAAGAAUGUGAGUAAGGGAAAUGAGGCAAUGGUGUUUAAGAAGAAGUUUAAGUUUAAAAGCCCUUCAACUAAGGCUACAAAGACUCCCAAGGGGUUUCCAGGGACCCGAGAUUGGAGGGCAUCGAAUGCAAAGAAGAAGAGGGAUUCAGCUGGUAAGGAUUAUGGAAGUGAUGCUGCUGAUCCUGAUAACGCACAAGUGUCAUAUGAAGAUAAACAGGUGAAUCAACAAGAUGAUGGAAGGCAGAAGAGUAUUUCUAGUGUUCCUACGGAAGGAGGAAAUUUCGUUGAUGACGAGUCCAAGGCGAUUCGAAAUCAUGGGAAAAAUUUGAAGGAAAAGAAACCAAAUAUGAAGACAGGGGUUGGAGUUAAAAAUAGAAGCGGUGACAAUGGUGGUGUCCAGGAGACUAAUUUUGGGAUGUCUUCACUUGAAGUAACACAGCCAAGAAAAUUAAGAGAUUCUAGUAUUCAAAACUCUAAGGGUUUUGUGGAAGAAAGCCAGGAAACAAUUGUUGAGAACGAUGGUGUGCACAGUAUAAAUGGUGGUUCAAGACAUGGGUUAGCUAAAAAAAGUUCAGCAGCUAACAGAGUUGAAGUUAAGAAAGCAAAUACCAAGACUGGUAUGUGGUGGCUGAACCUCCGUUAUGUUUUUGUCAUUCUCAUGCAAAGAGAUUCUGACGAAGGAUCAACAGGUCUCUAUAGCUUUAAGUUCUCUUCUAAGGAGCAGGACCUAAGUGAUGAUUCCUAUACUGUUGCUUUUGAGGAUCAUGCUGAUGCCAACAACUUCUGUUUUCUAUUGGAAUCCUUUUUUAAAGAUUUGGGGUCUUUUAGUGCUGAUGCAGUUCCAAUGUCAAUACAAGAACUGAAUGAAGAGAUAAUAUCACGUGCCAAGAAAGUCGUAGUUGUGAAAAAGAGGCAGCUUCAACUCUAUGCUGGACAACCGCUUGCAGAUGUUGAAAUGGCCUUAUGCUCUAUAAUAGAACAGGAUCAAAAUGCGCCGUAGUUGAUCGUCACAUUGAUAUGACUGUUUGUCUGUUACUUUAUCAAGCUGCACAAGAAAUGCCCUUGAUGAAGUCUUAAAGAAACAACAACUCGACCACAAUUGGUGGUCAUGGUAUCUGUGGACACUUGGUGGAAAUAUUGAGUUGAUGGAGCCAAUUGCUGGGCAGAGGUGAUGAAUGCUUUAUACCGACUGAAUCUUGGUGAUUUAGCAUUUCGAAAAUCUUCCUGGUAUUCAAGUUAAAUGCACACGUAUCUUCCAAGGGGAAGUGCCCGUGCUUGAGCCACUGGACACUUACAGAAAUCCUAGGGGUUAUUGGGAGUAGGUGAGGGUGAGGGGGUGGGAUAUGUGGGGAGAUUCAUACGUUAGCUGUAAUGUAAUAUCUGAAAUUUUGAAAAUAAAUUCAAAUUCCAAGGAUAGUAAAUUUGAUCUACUGUCCGUGCGAACUUGAAACAACAAGGAUGAUAUUUCCAGCAUGGAAUAAAUUUCUGUAACCACCACCCGUGUGGGAAGAAAGCGUUUCCAAUUGGUCUUGAAGUUGUAAAAGAAAAUGGCGCAACAAGAUAAAUGGAAUAUACUGCAGCAAGCUGGAUGAAAUUUUUAUUCCAGCAUUUUU